Molecule: messenger RNA, 3614 nt
Organism: Camarhynchus parvulus
Lineage: Eukaryota; Metazoa; Chordata; Aves; Passeriformes; Thraupidae
Gene: ARHGAP39
Product: Rho GTPase activating protein 39
Biological process (GO): signal transduction
Cellular component (GO): cytoskeleton; cytoplasm
Molecular function (GO): GTPase activator activity; protein binding
Source: RefSeq, a predicted model, not a curated record
GAACCGGGGCCGGGGCCGGCGGCGGCGAGCGGUAGAGCCGCCGGGGAUCAUGGCGGAGAGGCUGGAAUGGGUGGAAAUCAUCGAGCCUCGGACCCGGGAGCGCAUGUACGCCAACCUGAUCACGGGGGAGUGCGUGUGGGACCCGCCCGCCGGGGUGCGGAUCAAGCGCACCAAUGAGAACCAGUGGUGGGAGCUCUUCGACCCCAACACCUCGCGCUUCUACUACUACAAUGCCACCACGCAGAGGACGGUGUGGCACCGUCCCCAGAACUGCGACAUCAUCCCGCUGGCCAAGCUGCAGACGCUGAAGCAGAACACGGAGUCGCCGCGGGCUUCCACGGAAAACAGCCCCGGCAGGAGCAGCAAUGUCAGCAGGGAGGGAAGCACCAGCUCGUCCCUGGAGCAGGAGCUGGAGGGCAGCGAGAAGGUGCAGGAGCAGCGCCCGAGCCGCCAGCCCAGCCAGUAUUCCGUGGUGAAGGAGGAAACGGAAAGCUCGUCGCCUUCCGGAGUGUUCGAGAAGGAAUACGACAUUUAUCGGGAUUACAGCGCGGAAGGACAACUCCUGCACUACAGGACCUCAUCCCUGCGAUGGAACGCCGGCACCAAGGAGCGGAUGCUGAUCAAGGUGACGGAUCGGGAGCCCAGCUUCCUCCUCCACCAAGGCAACGGCUACGCCCCGGAAAACCAACCCGGCUCCCGCUCCCGCCGGCCCUCGGGCGGACAACAGUCGCCCAACCUCCAAACCUUCUCCUCGGACGCCGACAACUCCGUCUUCUUCCCGGAGAGGAAGCAGUCGCCCUUCCUGAAGAGGGCCGAGCACGUGGGCAGCUGCUCGCCGCUGUUGGGCCGGGGCGAUUCCUUCUGCUCGCCGCUCCAAGCCCAGCACCGCAAACAUUCCAGCGAAUCCCAGCCCUCGUCGCCCCGCUACGCCUACGAGCCACCGCUCUACGAGGAGCCCCCCAUGGAGUACCAGGCUCCCAUCUACGACGAGCCGCCCGUGGACAUGCAGUACGAAGCCAGCGGCAGCUACAAGGCCGGCUCGCCGCAGAAAUCGCCCAUCCGCAAGCCUCACCCUUUCCUUCAGUCGCCCAAGCAAGGCUCCAACUCGCCCUACCAGCAGUUGGUGCUCACCAAGCAGAAAUGUCCCGACCGCUUCAUGAGCCUGGAAUACAGCCGCGGCAAGGAAUACGUCCGGCAGUUGGUCUACGUGGAGCAGUCGGGCUCCAGCCCCAAGAUGAAGACGGGCUUGAGGCACAAAUAUUCCCCCAACCCCAUCGGCGGCUCCUACUCGCUGCAGCACAGCCCCUGCCUGGUGCGGGACCAACGCCUGGAGAUCAAAUCAGGCGACUACAGCAGCAUGGAGGGACCCGACUUCUGCCCCGGCCCCACGGGCGCCCAGGUGGCCCAGGGCGAGGACUCCAUGUCGUGGUCCAGCCAGCAGGACACCUUGUCCUCCACCGGUUACUCGCCCUCCACCAGGAAGAGGAAAAGCCGGAAGCCUUCGGUGAACCACGACGCCAACGCCUCCUCCACGGACGGCUCGGGGGAGAGGGAGGUGUUGGGAGAGCUGGGUGAGGAACGAGCCGCGCCGGGGCCCACCAGGUCGCCGAUGAACCGGACGGAGAGCAAGGCGGCCGAGGCGGAGGCGGCGCGGGGCUUCCCGGAGCCGUUCCUGGCGCAGGCGCGGCUGGCGUGGGAGGCGCAGCAGGCCCACUACCACAUGAAGCAGAGGAGCAGCUGGGAUUCCCAAAAGGACGGUUCGGGCUACGAGAGCGACGGAGCCCUGCCGCUGCCCAUGCCGGGCCCCGUGGUGAGAGCCUUCAGCGAGGACGAGGCGUUGGCGCAGCAGGAGAACAAGCACUGGAAGAGGAACACCUUCGAGAAGCUGGGCUUCCCCCAGAUCCUGCUGGAGAAGAGCGUCUCCGUCCAGACAAACUUGGCCUCCCCCGAGCCAUACCUGCAUCCAUCUCAGUCCGAGGACCUGGGCGCCUGCGCGCAGUUCCAGAGCAGCCGGCAGACGCGGAACAUGAUGCCGAGCGCCAGCUGCGUCUUCCCCACGUUCAACCUGCGCAAGCCCUCCUCGGAGACGGACAUUGAGAACUGGGCCUCCAAGCACUUCAACAAGCACACCCAAGGGCUCUUCCGGCGCAAGGUCUCCAUCGCCAACAUGCUGGCCUGGAGCAGCGAGUCCAUCAAGAAACCCAUGAUCAUGACCAACGACCGCAACGUCAAGAAGGAGGCGUGCGAGAUCUUCAAGCUCAUCCAGAUGUACAUGGGCGACCGGCGGGCCAAGACGGACCAGCUCAACGUGGCCUUGGAGAUCGCCACCAAAGGUUGGAGCAUGCAGGGGCUGCGAGACGAGCUCUACAUCCAGCUGUGCCGGCAGACCACCGAGAACUUCCGUUACGAGAGCCUGGCCCGCGGCUGGGAGCUCAUGGCCAUUUGUUUGGCCUUCUUCCCGCCCACUCCCAAAUUCCAUUCCUACCUUGAAGGAUACAUUUACCGGCACAUGGAUCCGGUGAAUGACACCAAAGUCUCGCGGCACCUGCGGCACCUCCUGGCCAGGACCAAUCAGAAGAAACCCAAAUUGCGCAAGAAACCCAAGCCCCAGAGCGAGGAGAUCCCGGGGGUGGCCAUCAGCACUUACGCCAAGUACUGCUACAACAAACUACAGAAGGCGGCGCUGACCGGGGCCAAGAAGGGCCUGAAGAAGCCGAACAUCGAGGAGAUCCGUCACGCCAAGAACGCCGUCUUCAACCCGUCCAUGUUCGGCAGCUCCCUGCAGGACAUCGUGGCCAUGCAGAAGGAGCGGUACCCGGACCGGCAGCUGCCCUGGGUGCAGACCCGGCUCUCCGAGGAGGUCCUGGCGCUCAACGGGGACCAGACCGAGGGCAUCUUCAGGGGUCCCCGCGACAUCGACGAGGUCAAUGCCCUCAAGCUGCAGGUGGACCAAUGGAAGAUCCCCACCGGCUUGGAGGACCCGCACGUUCCCGCGUCGCUGCUGAAGCUGUGGUACCGCGAGCUGGAGGAGCCGCUGAUCCCGCACGAGUUCUACGAGCGCUGCAUCUCGCACUACGAGAGCCCCGAGGCCGCCAUCGCCGUCGUGCACGCCCUGCCCCGGAUCAACAAGAUGGUGCUGUGCUACCUCAUCCGCUUCCUCCAGGUCUUCGUGCAGCCGGCCAACGUGGCGGUGACCAAGAUGGACGUCAACAACCUGGCCAUGGUGAUGGCCCCCAACUGCCUGCGCUGCCAGUCGGACGACCCGCGGAUCAUCUUCGAGAACACGCGCAAGGAGAUGUCCUUCAUCCGUGUCCUCAUCCAGCACCUGGACACCAGCUUCAUGGAGGGCGUCCUAUAGCGGCUGCCACUGCGCCGUCCCCACCCCACCACCCGGUCCCCUUCCAGGGUCAAAGUCCCCAGGUGGUGGCACCUAUCUCCACCAAGAACCAGGAGGUCCGUGAGGUUCUCCACCACGUGGUGAGCUCCAUCUCCAUCAAGAACCUGGAGGUCUGUGAGGUUCUCCACCACGUGGUGAGCUCCAUCUCCACCAAGAACCAGGAAGUCCAUGAGGUUCUUCACCAUGUAGGGAAUUCCAUCUCCACCAGAACGGAAGU